AUGGUAGCAGUGCCCAAGGAACGGGAGUUCAAAGAAAACGACCCUAGAUGCUUUGGGAAGAUGUCGCCUGAGAUGCGCGCAUAUCAGGUGGUAACAGAGGCGAACAUUGCGGACACCAUUUUCACUUACGUCAAGCACCAGUCUAUGACCUUAACAGAAGAGCAACUGACAAAAACCCUAAUACGCAUGAGUUGUCCCGGAGGAGACCAUGAUUACAUAAAUAUCGUAAUUGACUUCUCUUCCUGGUGUACCCAUUUUCGUGCAGAACUUGUAGAGCCUCUUUUUAGAAGCUUAGACCAGCUUUUUGGUUUUCAAAAUGUUUACGAAUUUACUCCUACUUUUCCACUUAUUUCAAAACUUCUUUUUCAAGAUCGGUAUGCAACACCCAACCAAGCAGGAGACGGAGAACCCAUUGAGGGACCACGGUGUGUUCAUGGCCCGGAAGCGUGGCUAGAGGGAUUGAGACAGAAAGGAUGGACACUUGCUACCAUACUCAUCAUCCUGCUUGCCGCUCACAGAUGCGACACAACAGCAUCCCUACUAGGUCAAGGUGACAACCAGGUGAUCGUGCUUAGAAUUCCUUCUCAACGAUAUCUUCAGGAGCGAAAGUUUUUCUAG
Molecule: messenger RNA, 618 nt
Organism: Parnassius apollo (apollo)
Lineage: Eukaryota; Metazoa; Arthropoda; Insecta; Lepidoptera; Papilionidae
Source: the annotation of a GenBank genome assembly